UCGACUCUUUCCUCUCCACUGCUAGCUGUUAGCUUCCCAACAGCUGUCGGUGGCCCUCAGUGAGCAAAGCCUGUCAAUCUUAACGGCUCUGAUUCCUUUAGAGGACCGCCGUUUUACUUACUCCAGGAACCAGCUGUUUUUCUUUUCUUAGGGUUUCCUACCGUGUUAUACGGUUGUCGUUGCUCUUGCCGUCACGAUAGACAGAAGUCCUGGGACAUGGCCAGAGCAGAACAAGUGCUGGUGCUAGAGCCGCCACAGGAACUCAAAUUCAGAGGCCCUUUUAAAGAUGUUGUCACCGCCACACUGAAGCUCACUAACCCAUCAGACAGAAAUGUCUGUUUCAAAGUUAAGACAACUGCACCUCGCAGAUACUGUGUGCGUCCGAACAGUGGCAUCAUCGACGCUGGAACUUCCAUAAAUGUUUCUGUUAUGCUACAGCCAUUUGAGUAUGACCCCAAUGAGAAGAGUAAACAUAAAUUCAUGGUGCAGUCCAUUCUGGCUCCCAGAGACAUGACUGACAUGGAAGGAGUUUGGAAAGAGGCAAGGCCUGAGGAGCUGAUGGAUUCAAAGCUAAGGUGUACAUUUGAGAUGCCUCUAGAAAAUGACAAAGCUCAUGAGAGUGAAAGCAACAAAACUGUGUCUUCCUCUACCUCUGUUAAGACCGAGCACCAUGUGGCGCCUAAGUCCUCCAGCGCCUCACUGGAUGACGGGGAGGUGAAGAAGAUCAUGGAGGAGUGCAAGCAGCUGCAGAUGGAGGUGCAGAGGCUACGAGAAGAAAACAAACAAAUCCGGGAGGACGACGGCCUGCGGAAGAGGAAGCUUAUAACAGUGCCUAGUCCUCACUCCAAGAACAUGGCUAACUCGAUGAUGACGAGGGAGGAAGGCCUGAGCACCCGCGUCCUUGCAUUGUGCUUGCUCUUCUUUGUGAUCGGAGCCAUCAUCGGGAAGCUGGUUCUUUAGAGACGCAGACAGAGCACAGCGACCGACGGAAGGAUGGACACCGUGUUUUAAAGGGCACGUAGCGAUGACGGCAACGGAGAUCAAUGUCUUCUGGGUUUUCUGUUCAUCUGUUUGCUUUUUUUUCCUUAUAAUUUAAAAGCUAUUAGCCGGGGGUUUAUUGUUCUUCAACAACAACUAUUGUACAAUGAUGAUUUAAAAGACAGCUGAGUGAAAAGCUCUAAAUUUCUACUGUUAAAAAAGGCGUUCAUCAGGCAGUAAGGAUGGCUUGAGUAAACACUGGUGAACUGGCAACAUUUGAGAUAUUUUGGUGUAGAUUCAGACCCAUGUUAAUCUUUACUUAGAAUGCAAAUAAAAUGCCAAAAAUCCA
Molecule: messenger RNA, 1327 nt
Organism: Cyprinodon tularosa
Lineage: Eukaryota; Metazoa; Chordata; Actinopteri; Cyprinodontiformes; Cyprinodontidae
Product: vesicle-associated membrane protein-associated protein B/C-like
Exons: 6
Coding region: 217-960 (247 amino acids)
Biological process (GO): endoplasmic reticulum membrane organization
Cellular component (GO): plasma membrane; endoplasmic reticulum membrane
Molecular function (GO): FFAT motif binding
Source: RefSeq, a predicted model, not a curated record